Molecule: messenger RNA, 1556 nt
Organism: Callorhinchus milii (elephant shark)
Lineage: Eukaryota; Metazoa; Chordata; Chondrichthyes; Chimaeriformes; Callorhinchidae
Gene: smarcd1
Product: SWI/SNF related, matrix associated, actin dependent regulator of chromatin, subfamily d, member 1
Exons: 13
Coding region: 8-1504 (498 amino acids)
Biological process (GO): regulation of transcription by RNA polymerase II
Cellular component (GO): SWI/SNF complex; nucleus
Source: RefSeq, a predicted model, not a curated record
GCUGAAGAUGGCGGCUCGAGGUUUUCAAACAAUGAGCGCGGGGCCCGGGGCGCCGCCCCCCGUCAGGGUGGCCCCCAGUCAGCAGCAGGGGCUGUACCGGCCCGCGCCCCCCGGCCAGGGCUACCCGCGCCCAGGGAUGCCCCCAGGCAGCAGGAUGCCACCUCAGGGGGCUUCCAUGGGACCCCCGGGCCCUUCUUACGGCGGUAGCCCAGCGGUACGGCCCGGCAUGCCUCAAUCCAUGAUGGACCAGUCUCGCAAGCGGCCGGCGCCUCAGCAGAUACAACAAGCGCAGCAGCAAGCAGCUCAGAACCGCAACCACAACGCCAAGAAAAAGAAGAUGGCAGACAAAAUUCUACCUCAGAGGAUUCGGGAGUUGGUACCGGAAUCCCAGGCCUACAUGGAUCUGCUAGCGUUCGAGAGGAAGUUGGAUCAGACUAUAAUGAGGAAACGGCUGGACAUUCAGGAAGCACUGAAGCGUCCAAUAAAGCAAAAGCGAAAGCUUCGAAUAUUUAUUUCCAACACGUUCAACCCCCCGAAAGCGGACGCAGAGGACGGGGAAGGAACUGUGGCCUCGUGGGAGCUCCGUGUGGAAGGGAGGCUUCUGGAAGAUUCGGCUGUAUCGAAGUACGAUGCCACAAAACAGAAGCGGAAAUUUUCCUCCUUCUUCAAAUCGCUCGUGAUCGAGUUGGACAAAGACCUCUAUGGACCUGACAACCACCUGGUUGAGUGGCACAGGACAGCCACAACCCAGGAGACCGAUGGUUUCCAGGUGAAGAGACCGGGUGAUGUGAAUGUCCGCUGCACAGUGUUGCUGAUGCUGGAUUACCAGCCGCCCCAGUUUAAGUUGGAUCCACGACUGGCCCGGCUGCUGGGUAUCCACACUCAGACCAGGCCCGUCAUCAUCCAGGCCCUGUGGCAGUACAUCAAAACUCACAAACUGCAGGAUCCGCAUGAGCGCGAGUUUAUCAACUGUGACAAAUACCUUCAGCAGAUCUUUGAGUGCCAGCGAAUGAAGUUCUCGGAAAUACCGCAAAGGCUCCAUGCCCUGCUGAUGCCUCCAGAGCCCAUCAUCAUCAACCACGUGAUCAGCGUGGACCCUAACGACCAGAAGAAAACCGCUUGCUAUGACAUAGAUGUGGAGGUGGACGACACUCUAAAGACCCAAAUGAAUUCCUUUCUCCUCUCUACCGCCAGCCAGCAGGAAAUCGCUGCUCUGGAUAACAAGAUCCAUGAGACCAUCGAGACCAUCAACCAGCUGAAGACCCAGAGAGAGUUUAUGCUGAGCUUCGCUAGGGACCCCCAAGGCUUCAUCAACGACUGGCUGCAAUCCCAGUGCCGGGAUCUCAAGUCCAUGACGGAUGUGGUGGGAAACCCAGAGGAGGAGCGAAGGGCAGAGUUCUACUUCCAGCCCUGGGCCCAGGAGGCUGUGUGCAGAUACUUCUAUUCCAAGGUGCAGCAGAGGAGGCAGGAGUUGGAGCAAGCGCUAGGGAUACGCAACACCUAAGAGCGUCUCUGGCACUCGCUCGCCCUCUCUCGCUCGCUCAGCCCUCCCCCCC